Raphanus sativus (radish) is the source of this 2643-nucleotide messenger RNA. RefSeq names its product putative pentatricopeptide repeat-containing protein At1g17630. Gene Ontology annotation, biological process: RNA modification. Bases 12 to 2216 code for a protein of 734 amino acids. Gene Ontology annotation, molecular function: RNA binding; protein binding. Lineage: Eukaryota; Viridiplantae; Streptophyta; Magnoliopsida; Brassicales; Brassicaceae. The record is from RefSeq and is a predicted model, not a curated record. The transcript has a single exon.
UCCACGACUUGAUGGUUCACGCUUCGUCCCGGCGGUUUCGUCUCCAAGAAAUCCCUUCGCGUCUUCUUCGUAACCGCUGUUUCUACACUUAUCCAUGUCCGUACACACCGAUCUCUCCUCAGAGGACUGUUUCAGCUUCCUCAUGCCUGUCCCCUACGACCGAUAACGAUCAUCAAUCCCUCUUGCAUUACUUCGACCACGUUCUUGAAUCAUGCGUGACAGCUCAGCAAUGCCAACAAGUCCAUACCCAACUACUUAUAUCCGAUUCCAUAUACCGUUCCGGGUCAUCAUUACCUGCGAAGCUCGUCUCGGUUUACACCCUGUUCGAACUCCUCCGCGACGCACGCAACGUGUUCGACACUGUUCCGCUCGAGUUACACUCCGAUCUGCGUUUAUGGAGCUCAAUUAUGAGAUCCAACGUCUCUCACGGACACCACGAGAACGCUCUCGACCUCUACGACGCGAUGCGCGAGCGAGGUCUCACAGGGGACGGCUUCAUCUUACCCUUGAUCCUUCGAGCUUGUCGUUACUCAGGCCGUUUCGGUUCGUGCAGAGCUUUUCAUAGUCAUGUGAUUCAGAUCGGUUUGCGAGAGAAUCUCCACGUGGCGAACGAGUUGCUCGCGCUGUACCCAAAGGCGGGAAGGGUGGAAGAUGCGUACAAGGUGUUCGUCGAAAUGCCUAUGAGAAACCGUAUAUCGUGGAACGUCAUGAUCUCGGGUUUUUCUCAGGGGCGUGACUGCGAAGGUGCUGUUAGGGUUUUUGAGUGGAUGCGACGCGAGGAGUUUGUACCGGAUGAAGUGACUUGGACUUCGGUUUUGUCUUGUCAUUCUCAGUGUGGGAAGUUUGAGGAUGUUGUCAAGUAUUUUGAGGUGAUGAGGAUGAGUGUGAAUGUAGUUAGUGGGGAAGCUCUUGCUGUUUUAUUCUCUGUGUGUGCUGAGUUAGGAGCGUUCGGUACUGCUGAGAAGGUUCAUGGGUUUGUUGUAAAAGGUGGGUUUGAAGAGUAUUUGCCCUCGAAGAACGCAUUGACGUACGUGUACGGGAAGCAAGGGAGGGUUAAAGAAGCUGAGCAGUUGUUUAGGCAGAUAAGGAACAAAGGUAUAGAGAGCUGGAAUGCUUUGAUAACAUCGUUGGUGGAUGCUGGUAAACUCGACGAGGCGCUUUCGUUGUUUACAGAGUUGGAGGAGAUGAAUGGGUUUUGUAACGUCAAGGCUAACGUGGUUACUUGGACUUCCGUUAUCAAGGGGUGUAACGUGCAAGGAAGAGGAGAUGAUUCGCUUGAAUAUUUCCGGCGAAUGCAGUUUUCGGAAGUUUUGUCUAAUUCAGUGACGAUUUGUUGUGUACUGUCCAUCUGUGCAGAGCUUCCAGCUUUGAAUCCGGGGAAAGAAAUCCAUGGACAUGUGAUUAGAACCUCGAUGAGCGAUAACAUUCUUGUUCAGAAUGCAUUGGUGAAUAUGUACAGCAAAUGCGGGUCACUCAGCGAGGGGAAUUUAGUUUUUGAAGCAAUUAGGGACAAGGAUCUGAUCUCAUGGAACUCGAUGAUCAAAGGUUAUGGUAUGCAUGGGUUUGGUGAGAAAGCUCUAACUAUGUUCGAUAGAAUGAUAAAAUCCGGUUUACAUCCUGAUGGGAUUGCUUUGGUAGCUGUUCUUUCAGCCUGUAGUCACGCAGGGCUGGUUGAAGAGGGACGUGAGAUUUUCAGUUCGAUGAGCAACAAGUUUGGAAUAGAGCCACAGCAAGAGCACUAUGCAUGUAUUGUUGACCUCCUUGGUCGUGUAGGGUUUCUGAAAGAAGCUAGCGAGAUUGUGGAGAGCAUGCCGAUGGAGCCUAACGUAUGUGUGUUGGGAGCUCUAUUAAAUUCUUGCCGCAUGCACAAAAACAUGGACAUUGCAGAGAAUGUAGCAUCACAGCUUUUUGGUCUAGAACCGGAGAAGACAGGAAGCUAUAUGUUGCUGUCUAAUACUUACUCUGCUAGCGAAAAAUGGGAAGAAUCUGCAAAGGUUAGGGCUUUAGCCAAGAAAAAGGAUCUUAAGAAACUGUCUGGAAGCAGUUGGAUUGAAUUAAAGAAGAAAGUGUUCAAAUUCUCAUCAGGAUCAUCAGUACAUAGCGAGUUUGCGAGCGUCUACCCGGUUCUUGAGGAUUUGGUUAGUCAUGUGUGGCAGAAAGGCCCUACACACGAUGAGAGCAAUUACGGGGAGGAUCUUGACUUGUGGAUAGCGUAAGAAAUGAUUAUAUCCCGCUCAGACUAGGAAGAUGCACAAGAAACAAAACCUACCAGGCAACUUGCUAAAUACCUUUCAAACUAGCAGUGACCAAGUACUAAACUAGUCUCAAAAGUGAAGAGAGCUGAUAACCCACGGCGUUAUCUUUGAUGUGCUAAAUGAUGAUCGUAGGCAAAGCUAUAAAGAACCCUAUUGUCUGUCCAGCUGCUGCAGAACCAAGUUCAGCCUUGGAACGCUCAAUCUGGCACUGAAGAUCACACAGAAUCCUAUAACAACCACCAGUUGGUUCAUGGUCACACAAAUCAGCCUCGAAGACAAAGAUGAUGGUGUGCAUAACCAUAACUAGCUGAAAUUCUACUAUUAUUGUUUUAAGUUGAAUCAUACUAGUACAUUACUUUCAAAAUUUAUGAAAUAAUUUCAACACCAA